Molecule: messenger RNA, 3456 nt
Organism: Emericellopsis cladophorae
Lineage: Eukaryota; Fungi; Ascomycota; Sordariomycetes; Hypocreales; Bionectriaceae
Exons: 7
Coding region: 1-3456 (1151 amino acids)
Biological process (GO): peptidyl-threonine phosphorylation; peptidyl-serine phosphorylation
Molecular function (GO): protein binding; protein serine/threonine kinase activity; ATP binding
Source: RefSeq, a predicted model, not a curated record
AUGGAAGCAUCUAGGGCACACUCUGCUGGAGAAGAUCGAUACCCCCAAUCAGAGCUGAGACAGCUCGCCGUGGAGAAGAGCUUAUCCACCCUUGGUGAGCCGUGGUCCAGUGCGUUUGCGAAUCACCAGGGUUUAGAUGAUUCUGCAUCUCCAGUGGUCACGUCUGGCAGCACUAAUAGAGAUGAGGAACGGGUCGUCGCCGACAACAUCAGUCAUCCGGACUCCCGACCAGUGGACUUCCUCAAGCUUGUGAGCUUAUGGGCAGCCACGAACCGGCAGAAUGCGGCUGCCGAGGACUUCCGCGCUGAAGGGUUCACAUCAAUGAGAGCCUCCAAAACGCUGGGCCGCGGUCUGUCCUUCAGCGCUCAGCUUGUUCGCACCGACGAAGGAACGAGGCGGCGCUCGGGGCUCAGAUCAUGCUUUGUCGUCUACAAGAAGCUCAGAGGGCUGACAGACGCAUUGGACCCCGUCGAGCGAGGCGAAUUGCUUCGUGCAGUUCUUCUAGAAGUGCGUGUCCUGACACAUCCGCCCCUCAAAGCCCACAGCAACAUCGUGAACCUCAUUUGCCUCGCUUGGGAGCCUGAUCCUGAUCGCCAGGAUCAAGCGUGGCCUACUCUUGUGCUGGAGUACGCAGAGAACGGCACCCUGGCAGACUUUCAAAUUGAUUACCCCAACGUAUCCUUCGCACUGCGGAGGCAGCUGUGUCGAGAUGUGGGUUACGGCCUGCGUGCCCUGCAUGAUGCUGGCAUUGUGCAUGGCGAUCUGAAGUCGGAGAACGUCCUUGUGUGCGACAGUACCUGUGGGCAAGGGGUCAUCGCAAAGCUUGCAGACUUUGGCUGUGCCGUGAUUGACCUGGGCCCUGCGGAUACGGCGAGACUACCUGCGUACACUCAACCCUGGAAUGCACCAGAGAGCCAGAACCGGCUGGCACGGGAUGCUCUCAAGCUGACCGAUGUUUACAGCUUCGGGCUGCUUGUUUGGAGAGUUGUUCUGGAUGGUGUCAACCCGUUUCGGCAUAUCAGUUCGCUCGCUUCCCUUGAUAAAGACGAUUUUCAACGCCAAGCUGAGAUCCUCAAGAGGGAGGACUGUCUGCUUCCCGUGGCCAAAUCAACCCUCAGGAGCCCAUUCUGUAGCGCCGAAGAAUCUGACCUCAUCGUCAAGAUCUUGGAUUCGACUCUGCAACUGGAUGCUUCGAAGCGGCAAUUGGAUCGUGCUUUAGUGGUGCUGCUCGACCCAGGGUAUACUCUCCCUGUUCCGGCCACCCCUUUGAUGCCGAUUGAUUACAACGUUAUAGAUAUUGGGGUGCUCGAGGCGGAGGUCACUCCCCUGUGCCUUCAACUUUCCAUCAUCCGAGAACUAGAGGCCUUGGCAACCAAAUCAGAUAGCAUGAGCGUUCAUGCCUGCUCCAUGCUGUUUGAGAUAUAUGUCCACCGGUUGGAGUGGCCCGGCGCUGAAGACGAGGCGGCCAAGUGGUACGUCAAAGCAAUCGAGAGAGAUUCCAAUGCAACUAAUACGCGCCAUGUCUGCGGUGUGUUCGAGUUACUCAACCGACAUGCCCCUCCCGACAUUGACUUCAUUUCCAUCCUCAAGACAUCCGCUCGGAGGGGCUGUUAUCGUUCGUUGAUGGAACUUCAAAAGCGCUCACUUUCCGAGUACCACGCAACGGCGCAGGAAUAUCGCGAGCAUGGCGGGCUUCUGCGCCAUGAUGAGAAGCACCACAUCAGCGGUGUGUCGUCAUUUGGCUGUUUUGAGGAAUAUUUCGACAUCAUGACGGCGAAGCAUGCGGGAAGUACCUCGGAGCUGUUGAAGAUGACUGUCACGGGGAAUGGAGACCUCAUGCUCCACGUUGCUUCACGGUACGGAUGCUUCAGAGCCAUCGACCAGCUGGUCUCUUUGGGUGCUGCUGUCAACAGCGUCAAUCAUGACGGAGAAUCGACCCUUCUCCAGGCUUGCAGAGCCGGCAGUCUGGCGGCAGCCGAGCUUCUGCUGAGCAAAGACGCUGACCCGUCCAUAGCGGCAGAGACAGGGGAGACGCCAUUACACUGGUCCUUUGCAUUCGACGAACGGGAGGUCAGAAGGGCCACAGAGCUGCUCCUCCAGUGCGGCGCACACCCAUGUCUCUAUUCCUCGGUGUCUCCGGGACGGUCCUCAACAAAUGAAUACUUGAGCUUGUUUGGUACACCACUGCACUACGCUAUACUAGCCCGGAACGAGGUUGCAGCUGAAGCCUUGCUUGUUGCGGGCGCUGAUCCCUUCCUUGACUAUUUAUCAGAGCGUGCGGAUGAGGUCUGCUCGUAUACCCCGUUUCGACUGGCUAUCAAAGGGCUCCUGUCGAGCACUGUACGGAGGAUCUUGGGAUCACCGGCAUUGGCAUCGGACAUUGCCAAUUAUUUCAAGUCCACAAACGAAAGCAUUGUGCAUGGUUCGGGCCGCAUGUUACCCCCUGUGCGCGACUUUGACACCUUCAUGAUGAUGUUCCGUGCCUUGCCUCGUCUCCCUGUCUCCCGCCUCCGCUAUCUACUGGAACCACCCGAAGGCAUCGAGCCAGUGCCGCUCGAUGGUUACAUGUCGUUCCGGCGAAACUGCUUCCACGCUCUCGCUGCCCACCCUGUUCUGGGGGACCUGGAGCCUCUCGUCAACUUUCGAUACCUCGUCGAGCAGAGCAGAGUUCGGGGCCAACGUAAUCUUAUCAACCAACUAGAUACUAUUGAGCUUACACCACUUGUGUCCGCCGUCAUGAUGGGUCGCCUUGAUUUGAUCAGAGAGAUGCUCGCUGCGGGGGCGGAUCCAAAUCUCGGAGGCACCACAAGCGUCAACUAUGCACAUCUCUUUCUGAAACGUUUGCAAAAGGCCCCUUCGCAAACUUUCGCGGCCAUUGGCGGGCACACGCUUUCGCGUAGAGAGGCAAGAUGGCUCCAAGAUGACUACAAGUCCAUCAUCGACUUGUUGAAACAACACGGCGGGCGGGAAGAACGAGGACGUGACGGUGGGCUGAAGCUUCCCUACAUGUCCUUGACCAGGGGCUACCUAGGAGCUUACAAGGAGAAACAGGCCAGUGGUUUCAAAAUGGGGUACAAGCUCGGCCGAGAGUCAGCUGCGGAACAUGGGUUUGGGAAUACAAUGCGCGAGAUCUGGGGGGCUCUGAAGACAAAAAGAAGUGAGGGCACGACACCACUGCAAGACAUGAAGCUUGACCCUUGGGAAGACUUGAAGAGCACCUUUUCGAAUUCGCACAUGAGGGCCGUCGGCGAGCGACAGCCUAGGCGGUCAACCAAGGGGCGCAUCUCUUGUGCAACCAGCUCCUCGUUCACUCGUCCCACCAUCGACAACCGCCCGGCGGUUCGCUACCGGCGCGCGCUCCAGUACACUCUCACCCUUACCACCCUCCUACCGAGAAUCAAGAUACUCCGUAUCAAGGGCAAACCUAUUACUCAGGACCCCAACCAUCCAGCGUAA